Molecule: messenger RNA, 396 nt
Organism: Heteronotia binoei (common prickly gecko)
Lineage: Eukaryota; Metazoa; Chordata; Lepidosauria; Squamata; Gekkonidae
Product: type-1 angiotensin II receptor-associated protein-like
Exons: 1
Coding region: 7-396 (129 amino acids)
Biological process (GO): regulation of blood pressure; angiotensin-activated signaling pathway
Cellular component (GO): plasma membrane
Source: RefSeq, a predicted model, not a curated record
UUGAAGAUGCUGGCGGUGAACCUCAAGGUCAUCGUCCUGGCACACUGGUUUCUUACAGUGUGGGGCUACAUGGUGCAGUGGUUACCCUCAUCCUAUGCCUGGGGGAACUUCACCAUUCUGGGCGUGGGGGUCUGGGCCAUUGCGCAGCGAGAUUCCGUCGAUGCCAUCCUCAUGUUCCUCACUGGCCUGCUCCUGACCAUCGUCACGGACAUACUGCACAUCAGCCUGUAUUACUCAGACAGGUCCCACCUGUCAGACACUGCACGCUUCAGCAUUGCCAUGGCCAUCCUCAGCCUCCUCCUGAAGCUGCUGUCCUGCUUCUUUGCCUACCAGACAUACCAAGAGUGCGGGGGGGGGGAAUACUCCUUAGGUUGCAUUGAUGUGGCGCUGAAUUAG